AUGAGGAAACUGCUAUUAUUGCUGUUGUGAUCAGCGCAAGCGGCCUUAUUUAAGAAGUGAUCAGAAGAAUGGCACGAGUAAACUCAUAUACAAACAUACAAGAUGGUUUCAGCUAUCUCCUCUUCUCCUUCUUUUCCCCAUUCAUGGAGAUACGAUGUCUUUGUGAGCUUUAGAGGUGAGGAUACACGCUACAAUUUUGUAGACCAUUUGUUCAGUGCUUUGCAUCACAAGGGAAUCAACACCUUCAUAGACAGCAAUGACAUAAAAAGAGGACAAGAAUUAUCUUCAACACUAGUUGCAGCAAUUGAAGAGUCAAGGAUUUGUAUCAUAUUGUUCUCGGAAAAUAAUGCAUCAUCAAAAUGGUGCUUGGAUGAACUCGUCAAGAUUCUUGAAUGUAAACAUUCAAAGCAACAGACGGUUUGGCCUAUUUUUUACAAGGUGGAUCCCUCCGAUGUUGGAAACCAGAGAGGUGCUUAUGUCAGGCACUUGCUUAUCAUGAAUACCGAUUUCAUGAUAACAUGCCAAAAGUGUUAUGUUGGAGGGCAGCUCUUACAGAAGCAGCAAACUUGGCUGGGUGGUCAUUCUUGGACGGGUAUGAGUCUAAAUUUAUUCAUGAUAUUGUUGGAGAGAUUUCAGCGCAAGUACUUAACUGCACAUAUCUCAAUGUGGCUGAUUACCCAGUUGGCAUGGAACCUCGGGUGUUACAUGUGAAUAUGCUUUUAGAUGUUGAAGAAAAGGAUGUUCGCAUGGUAGGAAUAUGGGGAAUUGGUGGAAUAGGUAAGACAACAGUUGCUAAAGCUGUUUGUAAUUCCAUUGUUGGUGGGUUUGAAGGUAGCUGUUUCUUGGAAAAUGUUAGGGAAAACUCAAUGCGAGAUGGAGGCCUAGUGGAACUACAAAACACUCUACUUUUUGAUAUUCUAGGGGAGAAGAGAUUGAAGGUGAACAAUUCUGAUAAAGGAAUCAAUGUGAUAAAGAAAAUGUUGAGCCAUAAAAGAGUUCUCUUAGUUCUUGAUGAUGUGAAUCAUUUGGACCAGUUAAAGAAAUUAGCUGGAGGGGUAGAUUGGUUUGGUAUAGGCAGUAGAAUUGUCAUCACAACAAGAGAUAAACACUUGUUAACUGCUCAUCAAAUUAAUCUGAUAUACAAGGUCAAGGAAUUGAAUUAUAAUCAAGCUACCGUUCUCUUCAGUUGGAAUGCAUUUGCAAGAAAGAGACAUCAGGUUGAUAAACUGAUAGUCGAAACUGCACUACAAUAUGCUCAAGGCCUUCCAUUAGCUCUUAUACAUCUAGGUUCCCGUCUAUGUGGUAGAAGCACAGAUGAAUGUAAAGCUGCAUUAGAUUGUCAUGCAAGAGUUCCAAACCAAGAGAUUCAAGAAAUUCUCAAGAUAAGUUAUAAUGCAUUGGAAGAUCCUGUGAAGGAAGUUUUCCUUGACAUUGCUUGUUUCUUUAAAGGUAAAAAGCGGAACUAUGUGGUAGAAACAUUAGAAAGUUGUGAACUCAAUCCUAAGUAUCGUAUUGAAGUACUCGUCGAUAAUGCCAUCAUAAGUAUUGAACGAGACAAUAUUUGGAUGCAUGACUUGAUAGAAGCAAUGGGUAGAGAAAUAGUUCGCCAAGAGUCGCCAACUGAGCCUGGAAGACGUAGCAGACUGUGGUUUCAUGAAGACGUUUACCAUGGAACAGACAAUAUCAAAGGCAUUGUGGCAAAUUUGCCCAAAUCAGAUGUGAAUUGUGAUAUCUGCAAAUUCCUAAAAAGCAUCCCUGACUUCUCCGGAAUCCCAAACUUAGUGUACUUGAAUCUAAAUUACUGUGAAAGUUUAGCUGAGGUUCACCCUUCAGUUGGAUUCCUCAAAAGGCUUGUUCACUUAAGUGCUGAGAAAUGCUCUAGCCUUGAGAUGUUUCCUCCAAGACUCAGCUUGAGAUCUCUGGAAACUUUUCUACUCGGAGGUUGUAGCAAGCUUAAGAGUUUUCCAGAAAUCGUGGGGACAAUGAAAUCCUUAAAAUGUAUCACACUACCUGGCACUGCCAUUAGAGAAUUACCGUUGUCAAUUGGAUAUCUCAGUGGACUUCAGGAGUUAAAUCUAAAUGAGUGUGAGGACCUUACAAAUCUGCCAUGCAGCAUUUAUGAAUUGCAACAUCUACAAUAUCUCUUCCUUGAUUCCUGCCCAAAACUUGUUGCAUUUCCGCAUUUGGAAAACUCUGAAGUUUCAGGUAGUUCAAAAUUACUUCCUUUGGUGCUUCCCAAGCUCUUGCGAUUUAAUAUGGGAGGAUGCAAUUUAUCCAAAAGUAAUUUACUGGCAACUCUGGAUUGCUUGUCCACAUUACAAGAACUUGAUCUAUCCGGAAGCAAUUUUGUCAGUCUUCCUAUAUGCAUUAGCAAAUUUGUCAAUUUGUUGGACCUUAACUUGUGUUGUUGCAAGAGGCUUCGGAAAAUUCCACAACUUCCACCAAAGGUAUGUUGGGUAGAUGUGGGCGAUUGCAAAUCAUUGGAAACGUUUCCAAAAUUGUCAAACAUAUUGGAAAGUCGUGAGUUACAAGGUAUUGAGUGGAUGGACUUGUUCAAUUGUCAUAGAUUAUGUGAUAAUCUGCAUUAUGAAGUGGCAGAGAUGGAUAAUAUUUUUCAGAACCAGGUCUCAUUUCUCUCUCUUUACAUAGAAUGUUUAAUUGAUGUCACACUCUGUCAAUAUGUUCUUGAUUCAUGA
This is a messenger RNA of Rosa rugosa (rugosa rose), 2696 nucleotides long. Its product is annotated as disease resistance protein RUN1-like. Gene Ontology annotation, biological process: defense response. Bases 519 to 2696 code for a protein of 725 amino acids. Gene Ontology annotation, molecular function: ADP binding. The record is from RefSeq and is a predicted model, not a curated record. Lineage: Eukaryota; Viridiplantae; Streptophyta; Magnoliopsida; Rosales; Rosaceae. The transcript is spliced from 4 exons.